Messenger RNA from Microbotryum saponariae, 1280 nucleotides. The record is from the annotation of a GenBank genome assembly. Lineage: Eukaryota; Fungi; Basidiomycota; Microbotryomycetes; Microbotryales; Microbotryaceae.
AUGACACGCUCAGCGACACGGUACCUCGUCCUCACCUUUGCAUCUUUCGAUGCUCUGCACCCUUCGGUGACGUCGCCGCAAAGCUACGUGCCCCACAUUCGACGAGCGGCGACGCGAUCAUGUACUAGCUCGAGCUCUUCGGAGGAGACGUUGUUGGUGAUCGUCAUUAGAACAAAGACGAAGGACACUCGAUUCCCUUGGUCAACUACCACCACAGGUAACACAUCUCAGGGGUCGACCUCGUGCUCGUCGUCAUCUGCAUCCGCAUCUGCAUCCUCGCCCCAUCCCUCGUCCUAUGGCUGGUCAAUCCUCCAACCUUUGCUCUCCGUCUGCUAUUCGACCGCGACGCGCGUCUUUAUCGACCAUGAUCAAUGCACGAGACGCGUGCAUGUCGUCGUGGAGGAGAUGAGGGGCAUUCCCGUCUGCUUGCCGAACCCACCCCAAGACGACGAAUCCGAGUCGAAUUUGGUUAUCAAGUGUGAUAUCGAACCCACACCCAUGGAGCAAACUCUACGUGAUGACCUCGGCUCGGACCACGCUGAAAAGGAGGACUAUUACCCCGUCGUCGCGUUGGGAGGCACGUUCGAUCAUCUCCAUGCGGGGCACAAGAUCUUGUUGACCUUGGCCGCGAGUUUGGCUUUGCGCAAACUGAUCGUGGGCGUAACCGGUGGGGUUUCCUUCUUCCACAUCGUGCUGCUCGGAAAGGAAGUAGUGCUCAUUCAGAAUCGUGCCACUCGCGCAGACACGCAACUCCUCACGACCAAGAAAUACCAUCAGUUUCUCGAACCGAUUGAGCAAAGGAUCCAAACGACCCGAGAUUUUUUGGAAUGGGUCCGCCCCGGGAUCGAGCAUCACAUCGUACCGAUCCAAGUGAGUCACAUUUUGGAUUUGGAUGCGGAAAGGCAACAUGACUGCUGACGCAAGGUUCGAACGCCGGUCGUCGGAAUAGGAUCCCUACGGUCCCACCGCGACCGAAGCCGACAUUCAAGCCAUCGUCGUCUCGGAAGAAACCAGAGCAGGCGGGCAAGCAGGUUAGUCCAAAACAACGCUCUCGAGCCCCAACUCGCACACUAAUACCACCUUAACUCAACACAGUCAACAAGAAACGCCUUGAAGCCUCCUUCAACGAGUUGGACAUCUGGGUCAUCGAGUUGAUGGCGGAUGAGCCGGAGGCUUCGGAGAACGCGAGCAAGGGCCCAAAAGUUGAGGUGGAAAGCAAGAUGGGUAGUACGGCAAUCAGGAAAUGGUUGAGUGAGAAGGCUGGGCAGACGAAGACUUAG